Molecule: messenger RNA, 969 nt
Organism: Pleurotus ostreatus (oyster mushroom)
Lineage: Eukaryota; Fungi; Basidiomycota; Agaricomycetes; Agaricales; Pleurotaceae
Exons: 7
Coding region: 1-969 (322 amino acids)
Molecular function (GO): hydrolase activity, acting on ester bonds
Source: RefSeq, a predicted model, not a curated record
AUGCCAUACGUUACGUUUACGCGUUUGGCGACUCCUACACUUUUGUUCAAGGUACUCAAGGCCAUGCGAAUUUCAGGCGAUGCCCUGGACCCCUCCUUCACGCGGGAGCAGCUGCUCUCCAAUGAAAUCAUAGCGAAGAACGCAAGUAUCGGGUUUCUCUCUAUUAUCUUAACUGAAUUUACUUCUCCACAGACUAGCUCCGACGGCUCAAACUGGAUUGAAUUCCUGACCGGGUGCUUCCAAGGGCGUCCCUCUGAGUGUUCCACCCAGCUUUGGGAUUUCGCUUUCGCAGGUGCAGACAUUGACGGAAGUCUCCUUCCACUCCAUCACGACUUCACCGUUCCCCUCACGGACCAAGUGAAGCAAUGGCUCAACUUCGCAUCCAAAGUCCUCCCCAGACCACCAGCAGAGACUCUGACUGCCUGGUGGAUCGGGAUCAACGACACGGGAGAUACCCUCAACAACGCUACCAUAACUGACUUUACCGCUUUCUGGAGAACAGAAAUCGAGUCGCUUUUCCGCUCCGUAAACCAAGCAUACGAAGGUGGUCUUUCGGGGGCCCAUCUUUUCAUCAAUGUACCUCCAGAGGGACGAUCGCCUGCUCACGUAGGCAGUUCGACUGGCGUGGCACUCAAAGGGCACAUUGACCUGUUCAACGAGGUUCUUAGCGAACACGUUGAUAGAUUCGCUGCUACGCACCCCUCUGCCUCGAUUCUUCGCUUCGACGCCAACGCGUGGUUCAACGAGGUGUUAGAUCACCACGAGGAAUACGGCUUCAAAAACGUUACUGGGUAUGGUAAUACUUUUAUCUCUGAAGGGACCAACUAUGAACAGAAUGAUUAUGACAGGUUCUGCCAUUGUCCAGAAUCUGGAUAUUUCUGGUACGACUCCGGCCAUCCUACAGAACGAGUCCACGAGCUUCUUGCUGACGCAAUAAAACGGCACCUCCAAGAGGAAUCCAGCAAGUAG